GAGUGAGGAAGAAGACCAGAAAAAAGUCCCUUCAGUGCCCAAAUAUCUGAUUCGGGCAUUCCUGGGAAUCCAUUUUCCCACUAUUUCUCCAAUCCCGUAACUUGGGUCAUGAUAAGAGGCCAACGGGCAUUCCGCAUUCAAUGAAAAGCUUCGAUCUUUCGAGCUGGGAGCAGCAGUUCCAGUGAUGUGAUAGUAAGGCUCUAACAAUGGCUGGCGGGAAGAGGAGGAGGAGGCACCAUUUCAGCAGGAUCCAUGACAUCUCGUCCGGGAAGGACUCGUUCCGAGACGAGCAUUUCCUCAUUGGCGGGCCUGGGUUCUCGAGGAUCGUCUUCUGUAACGAUCCCGAGUGCGUCGAGGCAGCUACCCUCGGGUAUGGAGGCAACUAUGUGAGGAGCACCAAGUACACACUAGCCACGUUCCUUCCCAAGUCACUGUUCGAGCAGUUCAGGAGGGUCGCUAACGUGUACUUCCUCAUCUGCGCGUUGCUGUCGUUCUCCCCGCUCUCACCAUACUCAGCCGUUAGCACUGUGCUCCCUCUUGUUGUCGUGAUAGGGGUCACGAUGGGCAAGGAGAUUGUCGAAGACUGGAGAAGGAAAAGGCAGGACAUUAAGGUGAACAACAGGCAGGUUAAAGUACACAAAGGUGAUGGAGUCUUCGAUUACACCAAAUGGAGGGACUUGAAAGUUGGAGCAGUAAUUAAGGUCGAAAAGGAUGAAUUCUUCCCCGCUGAUCUGAUCUUGCUCUCUUCAAGCUACGAUGAAGCAAUCUGCUAUGUGGAGACCACGAAUCUCGAUGGAGAGACCAACCUGAAGCUCAAGCAAGCCCUCGAGGCAACCUCGAACUUGGUCGAGGAUUCGAGCUUUAGGGAAUUCAAGGCCAUUAUCAGAUGUGAGGACCCGAAUGCAAAUCUUUACUCCUUUGUUGGGAGCUUAAAUCUCGGGGAUGAGCACUAUCCCCUAACUCCUCAGCAGCUUCUGUUAAGGGACUCGAAGCUUCGUAACACGGACUAUAUUUAUGGAGUUGUUAUCUUCACUGGUCAUGACACAAAGGUGAUUCAGAACUCGACCGCUCCUCCAUCUAAAAGGAGUAAAAUCGAGAGGAGAACGGACAAGAUUGUUUACCUAUUAUUCGCAGGAUUAGUUUUGUUGUCCUUCGUAGGCUCCAUUUUCUUUGGGAUUUGGACAAGCAAUGACAUAGAGGACGGAAUGAUGACGAGGUGGUACUUAAGACCCGAUGACACUGCGAUUUACUAUGAUCCAGAGAGAGCGGGGAUUGCGGCUGUUCUGCAUUUCCUGACAGCCGUAAUGUUAUACAGUUAUUUUAUUCCGAUUUCAUUGUAUGUAUCGAUUGAGAUCGUUAAGGUGCUUCAGAGCGUGUUCAUCAACCAAGACCAGGAUAUGUACCAUGAGGAAACUGACCAGCCAGCCCGAGCUCGAACAUCGAACUUGAAUGAAGAGCUGGGGCAGGUCGAUACAAUUCUCUCUGACAAAACAGGAACUUUAACAUGUAACUCGAUGGAGUUCAUCAAAUUUUCUGUGGCAGGGAUCUCUUAUGGCCGCGGAGUUACUGAGGUUGAGCGAGCCAUGGCAAGGCGAAAGGGGUCUCCCUUAGAGGAGGAGCAAGGAGGAGAAGCUGAGGAUUUAGAGGAAAAAAGUUCGAUUAAAGGGUAUAAUUUUCGCGAUGAGAGGGUCACGGAUGGGAAUUGGGUGAACGAGCCUCGUCCGGAUUUGAUCCAGAAGUUUUUAAGGUUACUUGCUAUCUGUCACACUGCAUUACCAGAAAUUGACGAGGAGACUGGACGAGUUUCAUACGAGGCCGAGUCACCCGAUGAGGCGGCCUUCGUGAUUGCAGCGAGAGAGCUAGGAUUUGAAUUCUUUGAGAGGACUCAAACGAGCAUCUCUCUGCAUGAACUGGACCCUCUAACAGGAAAGAAUGUUGAAAGAUCGUAUAGCCUACUUAACGUCUUAGAGUUCAGCAGCUCAAGAAAGCGGAUGUCGGUGAUCGUGACAAAUGAGGAGGGGAAGCUUCUGCUACUCACUAAAGGGGCGGACAGUGUCAUGUUUGAGAGACUCUCACGAAAAGGGAGCGAGUAUGUGGAACAGACAAAGGAGCAUGUCACUAAGUAUGCUGAUGCGGGCUUGAGGACGAUGGUGCUCGCUUACCGUGAGCUUGCUGAAGAUGAGUACAACGAGUUCAAUAAGGCAUUUACUGCAGCAAAGAACAUGGUGACUGCAGAUAGGGAUGAGCUGGUUGAGGAAGCUGAGGAGAAGAUUGAGAGAGAUUUGAUCCUUCUCGGUGCCACGGCUGUCGAGGAUAAACUUCAAAAUGGCGUUCCAGAUUGCAUCGACAAACUUGCUCAAGCAGGAAUCAAGAUAUGGGUUUUGACUGGAGAUAAAAUGGAGACUGCAAUAAAUAUCGGAUUCGCCUGCAGCUUGCUCAGGCAAGGCAUGAAGCAGAUAAUAAUAAACUCAGAGACAUCGGAAGUUAAAGCAAUGGAGAAGGCAGAGGACCAGUCAGCCAUUGAUGCGGCAACCAAGGCAAGUGUCCUCCAUCAGAUAGCAGAAGGCAAGGCAUUGCUCGAUGAAUCAAGCGAAACUCCCGAGGCUUUGGCCCUCAUCAUCGAUGGGAAGUCUCUCGCUUAUGCUCUCGAUGUAGAUGCAAAAGACAAGUUCCUCGAUCUUGCCAUAGGAUGCGCCUCGGUGAUCUGCUGCCGUUCAUCUCCCAAACAGAAGGCCUUAGUCACAAGGUUGGUCAAAGUCCGAACAGGUGGGACCACUUUAGCAAUCGGGGAUGGGGCGAAUGAUGUUGGGAUGCUCCAAGAAGCAGAUAUCGGAAUCGGUAUCAGUGGCUACGAGGGAAUGCAGGCAGUUAUGUCAAGCGAUAUUGCAAUUGCACAGUUCAGGUUUCUCGAACGAUUGCUCCUUGUGCAUGGACACUGGUGUUACAGAAGGAUCUCAUCAAUGAUCUGCUAUUUCUUCUAUAAGAACAUAGCUUUUGGCUUCACCCUCUUCUACUUCGAGGCAUAUGCAUCAUUUUCGGGACAACCCGCCUACAAUGACUGGUAUCUGUCUUUCUACAAUGUGAUCUUCACGUCCCUUCCGGUUAUAGCCCUCGGAGUGUUUGAUCAGGACGUCUCAGCCAAAUUAUGUCUCAGGUUCCCUCUCUUGUACCAAGAAGGCGUCCAAAACGUCCUAUUCAGCUGGGAACGGAUCCUCGGGUGGGCCUUUAAUGGGGUCGUGGCAGCUACCUGCGUAUUCUUCUUCUGCGUACGAGCAAUGGAGACUCAGGCAUUCAGGAAAGGUGGGGAGGUAGUUGGUCUCCAGGUCCUCGGGGCAACCAUGUACACCUGUGUUGUUUGGGUCGUAAACUGCCAGAUGGCCCUCUCGAUCGACUACUUCACCUACAUCCAACACCUCUUCAUAUGGGGAGGUAUAAUUCUAUGGUAUAUUUUCUUGUUAGCCUAUGGGGCUGUAGACCCCGAUGUAUCAACCACCGCCUACAUGGUCUUCAUCGAAGCCUGCGCUCCUUCAAUCACGUUCUGGCUUGUGACCAUCUUCGUUCUGGUCUCGUCAUUGCUCCCGUACUUCAUCUACUCCGCAUUCCAGAUGAGGUUCUGCCCCAUGUACCAUCAGAUGAUACAGUGGAUAAGGAGUGACGGUCAUUCGAACGACCCCGAAUACUGCCAGAUGGUCAGGCAGAGAUCACUCAAGUCCACCACAGUUGGUUUCACGGCAAGGUUGGUGCAUUCAAGGCGGUUUGAAGAGAAGUCCAAGCCUUCUAAGCAGUUUGAGGAGAGGCCCGGAUCACAAUGAGACAACAUUGUCCCCAUUUCCGAUGUAGAUCAUCCACUAUUAGAAUAAUUAAGGUUGAAGGAGCGAAAUUAAUGAAGCUUAGAUUGGGCUUCUUUUUUUUUUUAUCGGAGGAGUCGCCAUUAUAUGAGCUUGAGAUACAAAUUUUUCAUGUUUUGGAAGCUUGAAGAGAUCUUAUCGUUAUUCUUUAACUUUGCUCUGUGGGAGUAAACCCGAAAUUCCCAUUGAAUAUAUAGAGCGCAGGACUUAUAGCGGAA
This is a messenger RNA of Punica granatum (pomegranate), 4066 nucleotides long. NCBI's taxonomy places the organism in Eukaryota, Viridiplantae, Streptophyta, Magnoliopsida, Myrtales, Lythraceae. The record is from RefSeq and is a predicted model, not a curated record.